This is a messenger RNA of Nasonia vitripennis (jewel wasp), 3133 nucleotides long. It is a transcript of the gene MFS3, whose product is annotated as sialin. The coding region runs from base 458 to 1915 and encodes 485 amino acids. The transcript is spliced from 9 exons. The record is from RefSeq and is a predicted model, not a curated record. Lineage: Eukaryota; Metazoa; Arthropoda; Insecta; Hymenoptera; Pteromalidae. Gene Ontology annotation, biological process: transmembrane transport; monoatomic anion transport. Gene Ontology annotation, molecular function: transmembrane transporter activity.
AGUCCGAGAGCGGCGUCGAGCUCGCACGCACGCAUUUCUGUAUAGCGGAACUCGAGAGAGCGAGAGCAAGAGAGAGAGAGAGAGAGAGAGAGAGAGAGAGAGAGAGCGCGCGCGCGCACCGAGCUGCAAGUAGUAACGAGUCAUGUUUGGUCGGACCGAGGGGCUCAGCUCGUAGUAGUGGCAGCCGAUUGACAGCAAAGAUCGGGAGAGGGAAGUGUGCGAGUAGCGGUGGUGAAUGAGUCACGGGUGUCUGCGCGGCGACGACGGCUCCUCCUGGACGGCGGCGAGAGUUGGGGUACCGGUGGAGCCAUCGGCCGCUCAGUUGGCUUCGGCUCUCUCGAGGAGGACCAUCAUCAACAUUAUCGGGACGACAGCGAAAGCGCUGAGGACCAAGCUCAGCUGAUACACGACUUCCGCAGCAGCAGCAGCAGCAGCAACAGCCUGAGGAUAACUCGCCAUGGCCAUUGCCGAGGAGGCACGACGAGGUUUAAAGAUGAUACCCAUGAGGUACAUCAUCGCGAUCAUGAACUCGAUCGGCCUGGCCAUCAUCUACGGGUUCAAGUCGUACCUCAACAUAGCCAUCGUCGCGAUGGUCAACGGCACUGCCGUCGCGGAGCUGGAGAAGCAGAACACCACCGAGGUGAAACCACAGUCGGCGCCGGACGGGCCGUUCGUGUGGGACUCGGAGCUGCAAGGCUACAUCCUUAGCUCGUACUUCUGGGGCUACAUCGUGUCGCUGAUACCAGGAGGCAUGGCAGCCGAGUACGCCUCGGCCAAGUGGGUGAUGAUAGUGUCGGUGAUGCUGAACGUCGUGGCGUCGCUUCUCAUGCCAAUUUCUGCCGAGAUCCAUUACGGGGCCUUCAUGGCCAUGAGGGUCAUCCAGGGCCUUGGUGGGGGCGUCAGUUUUCCAGCGGUGCACGUGAUGAUCUCGAGAUGGGCUCCGCCGAACGAACGCAGCGUCCUCGCAUCCGUCGCCUACGCUGGAACGGCCCUGGGUACCGUCAUCGCGAUACUGCUCUCGGGUAUGAUAGCGGCGACCCUUGGUUGGAAAUGGGUCUUCUACAUCGAGGCUCUGCUCUGCCUGAUCUGGUGCGCCGCUUGGAUCAUGAUAGUCCAGGACUCGCCUGAGCAGCAGAAAAUCAUCAUCAGUAACGACGAGCGGGAAUUCAUCAUGAACUCGCUCGGUCAGACCAAGGAGUCGCACAAGAUUAAACUGUCGACAGUGCCGUGGUUUCAGAUUCUAAAGUCGCCGCCGUUUUUGUCUAUCGUAGUUGCCCAUUUCUGCAGCAACUUCGGCUGGUACAUGAUGCUCAUUGAGCUACCAACGUUUAUGAAGGAAAUCCUCAAGUACGAGCUCAAAGAUAAUGCGUGGCUCUCAGCCUUGCCGUACUUCUGCAUGUGGAUAUUCACGCUCGGUCUCAGCAAACUGCUUGCGAGAAUGCAAGAGAAGAAUUGGAUCUCGGUAACGGUGUCGAGAAAAAUCGGUACACUAUUCUCAUCUGCCGUUCCUAUGUUCUGCCUGCUCGGAGCCUCGUACGCGACCGACAAGAACGUGACGGUUCUGCUCAUGACGAUAGGCGUCACGUGUAUCGGCGGAAUGUACUGCGGAUUUCUAGCCAACCACAUAGACUUAGCCCCGAAUUUCGCUGGUACGCUCGUCGCCCUGACGAAUACCGUCGCAACCAUACCAGGACUAGUUGUGCCUAUCUUCGUGGGGAAAUUGACUAAAGACAACCAAACCAUUGAGGCUUGGAGGGUGAUAUUCUUCGUAACAGUAGGUCUAUACAUUAUCGAGAUGUUGAUUUAUACAAUGUUUGGCGUCGGAGAGGAGCAACCCUGGAACAAGGUCAAGUCGUCAAACCACGACACGGAGAGGCCAGAGCAAACAGUUCCUUUAAAAGAAGCAAGACAUUAAUAGAUGAGAUAUAACUUCAAAAAAUGAGUAAUUGUUAUGGCAAACGUCUUUCUUCUGAGUAAACAAAAAUCUGUAAAUGUCCCAGUAAGAAAAGAUUUUCAUGAAUUUCGUAUUAUAAAUAAUGGCAUUUUUACAAUUAGUAUUUUAUAACGAGAAAAAUAGUUAGAAUAUGUAUAGUUCUAUCGCUCUUUGUUUCCAUUUUGUACCGACUAUGUUUUCGUCGCAUAUAUAGUUCAACAAACAGUACAAAUCAAUUGUAUUUACAUUUUAUAUUCAAUAUAUAGUAAAUACACGCGCGUGUUGUAUAUGGGGCAUUUACGUUAGAUAAUUAUUUUGUGAAAAUAUAUAAAAGUUUAAGGAUUUGUAAUUAUUUAUAUAUAGUUAUAAGAGAUCUAUACAGUUAGUCUAUGAUGUAUAAUUUAGCUGAACAAUUUCAAUAUUUUUUCACUCUUCUAAAAUAAAUUCUAUGACAUAAUGUAUUCUAACUAAAAGAAAACGACAAAGAUGAAUAUGUAUUAUACAAAGAUUUACCGAGAAAUAUAAAAAUUCAUUACUUGACUUUACUCACUUGUCUCACUGGACCCUGACCAUUUUACAAAAGUACAUUGGGCCCCAAUUUCUGCUUUUAGAAGGAACAACAAUGUGGCCGUAUUUUAGUCCAUUAUCUCCAAAGUUGUACAAAAAUUGCAGAGGUUUCAAUGCACGCGUUUGAUCUCUGUAAAUAUAAUAGUCGAUUUGAAUUUUUAUUCUUUGCGUUUUCAAAUUACGUAAAAUUCGACAUACUUUACGACAUAGAGGACGUUAGAUUCUUCGAAAGCUUUUUUAAGAGCCAUUUGAACAACACCGUCAUUUUGAAUGGGACUCAAAGAGCACGUCGAGUACACAACUGUACCGCCAAGGAUUGCGAUUUUUAGUGCAUUCCUAAAUAAAAUGCAAUAAAGAUUCAGUUUUAUCACAACUUAAAAGCGAACUCGUAUACUUUUACGAGAGUGUAAUUUCUUACUUUAAAAUGUCGCACUGUAUUUCGGGCAACCUCAAUCUUUCUUUUACUCUAGUUGAUUUGAAAAUGUUAUUGUCGUCUUCGUGAAGAACGUGUCUGUCUGUUGUACAGGGUACGUCGACUAAGAUCUUAUAACGAAAACACAGAUAAUUGUAUUAGUUUCGAAUAUUUCAAAAAAUACUUCAGAGCUUUUUUAAUAAAAAAAAAAAGAUAUUUUA